AUGAAUCUAUCCAAACCUUCUUCUUCCUCUUCAGCGGCAGACGCACCCGGUCUUUUGUAUGCUGGAUUUAAUCAAAAUUUUGGUUGUUUCGCGGUUGGCCUAGACCGCGGAUUUAGGAUCUACAAUUGUGAUCCACCCAAGGAGAAGAUGCGGAAGGACGAAGACGGUGGUAUUGCAAUAGUAGAAAUGCUCUUCCGGUGCAAUUACCUGGCGUUGGUUGGCGGAGGAAAAAAUCCAAAAUACGCUCCGAAUAAAGUCAUUAUAUGGGACGAUUUAAAAGAAACACCUAUAGUAGAAAUGGAAUUUAGGAACGAAGUGAAAAACGAGGAUUUAUUCAUAUCCGGCUUACUUAUCCAACCUCACAUUGAUUGUUUCAGAAUCGUCGUAGUUCUCCACAACAAAGUCUUUGUCUAUCGCUUUGAUGCAACGCCCGAGAAACUGCACACAUUCGAAACGAUAGACAACGAUAAAGGCCUGGUGGCUCUAUCCUCGUCGCCUUCCCAUGCAAUUCUCGCCACUCCCGGACGACAGAAAGGUCACAUUCAAAUUAUUGAUCUAAACACAACCCAUCCUAUUACCGUCAGUGGCAAUGCAAACGGCACUCCGUCAACGAGUUUAGGUCAACAUCGGCGUUCAUUCAGCGAUCACAAGACAGAAAGGGUGUAUGGAGAAACAACGAAAAUAAAAGGGCAAAGAACAGGGAGUAAUACAACUUAUAUGUCAACAAGCAUCAGCUUUAUCCCAGCACAUACGAACAAGUUAAGUUGCCUGGCUCUAAACGAGGAUGGAAGUAAGUGUGCUAGCGCUAGCGAGAAGGGCACUCUUAUCCGCGUGUUUGAUACAGCAUCCGGGAAGCUGUUGAACGAGUUGCGUCGUGGGGUAGAUCGUGCAGAAAUUUACAGUAUCGCGUUUAGUCAAGACUCGAGGCGUCUAUGCGUCUCUUCAGACAAGGGUACUGUACACGUAUUCAAUCUGUAUGCCGACGCGGAGAAAGGACCCGGUCCUGUCGAUAAUGGCAAGGCUCACUAUGGGGAAGUGGUCGUAAAUAACCCAGUUUUGGCUCCAUCGAGUGGAAAUCGGCAGUCGAGUCUCUCAUUUAUGAAAGACCUGCUUCCCAAAUACUUUUCGUCCGAAUGGUCGUUUGCUCACUUCAAGAUUACGCCUGAUUGUCGAUGCAUUUGUGGGUUUGGUCAGGAAAGCCAUACAAUCAUUGUUAUCUGUGCGGAUGGCACCUGCUACAGAUACCUUUUUGACGAGAGAGGAGGCGAAUGUGCUCGGAUGAGCUCUGAGAAUUUUCUCAAGGAUCAAGACUAG
This is a messenger RNA of Paraglomus brasilianum, 1314 nucleotides long. NCBI's taxonomy places the organism in Eukaryota, Fungi, Glomeromycota, Glomeromycetes, Paraglomerales, Paraglomeraceae. The record is from the annotation of a GenBank genome assembly.